GACAAGCUUCCAUUUGUUUUUCUCGGGUUUUCUCUCCGCUUCUGCUUAGCUUUUAUCGCUGGAAAGCAUGAAAAUCGCCCGGGAGAGUGUCUAAUUGCGUGGUAAAAGUGCUGGGCAGAGGAUGAGUGAGGCGUACUCGCAUCAAGUGCUGCGAACGGUCGUGGCGCAGAUUUGCCAGACCAUCGGCUGGCAUUCCAUCCAGUCCGGCACUCUGGACAUCCUCGUGGACACGGCCAAGCGCUACAUCCAAGCCCUGGGCCACGAGACGCACAGAUACACGGAAUUGGCUCAGCGCACGGAACCGAAUCUCGAUGACUUGGCGGAGGCUCUGGAUUCGUGGCGCGUGAGCUACAGUGAUAUUCUGGAGUUCGUGAGGAAUGUGAGUCCCGAGGAGUGCGCCGUGAAGGUGCCGAAGUAUCCGGCGAGGAAGGAGAAUCACCUGAACUUCCUGAAGCCGGGCAGCAAGGAGGUCAUCACGCGGCCGGUGCACAUUCCCGAGUACCUGCCGCCGAUGCUGCCCGAGGAGGAGGACGAGGCGAAGCAGGCGGAGAAGGAGAACGCCCGCCGCGACGGGGAGAUCGACGUGGUGUCUCUGUCGCCGCGCCAGACGUCUCAGACCAAGACACAGCCGGAGUUCGUGGCGCCGCAGGGUGUGCCGCGGCCGCGAUUCAGCAACCAGGCGCAGGAGGACGACAUGGGGCGCGCCGUGAGGGAGAACAGCAGCGUUAUCAUGACCACGUCGGGCUUCAUUUCGCCGUCGCGCGCCGGAAAGCUGCCGGACGCGAAGCUCUCGGUGGACUUGGCUGAGCUGCUGCACCAGCUGGUGGGUCCCGAGCUGCCACCACCGCCGCCGAAGGUGUUCCCGAGCGUCGUGCCGAGCAAGGACGGCGAUCCGGCGCCGCUGCUGACCGCGCCGUCGCCGCUGAACAUCGCCUCGGCGAAUCCCGAGAAGUUCGACGUGAAGGUGAAGGGGCGCAAGGGCGCCGAGCGGAAGCCGCCGGGCGAGACUCGGCCGCGGCAGAGGUCGGCCAAGGCGCACGCCCACAAGGCGAAGGACGGGCCGCCGGCCAAGAGGCAGCACGCCGGCAAGAAAGCGGCCCAGCAGCCGCCGCUGCCGCCGCCCGACGUGCCGCUGCCCAUGGACUUGGCCACGGUGAAGAGGCCGCCGGAGGAGGCGCCCGAGGCGCCGUUCGUGGAGGGCAAGAUCAGCGCCGAGCCGGACAAGCUGAAGAUGAACAUCUUCAAGCGCAUCUCAUCGACGAAAGUGACUGGCGUGAAGGAGGAGAAGCCGCAGAUCGUGGAUCUCACGCUGCAGGACGCCUCGCCGGAGCCGGAGCCGCACACGAGCGUGAGAGUCAUUCCACAGACGCCGCUCUCGCCGCCGCCGCCGACGACGAAGAAGAAACUCAACGCCGGCCGGACUGCGGAGCCGAAGGAGCGGAAGAAGCCGAAGACGGAGAGAGCGUCCAAGAAGCAGAAGAUGUCCAUGAGUCAGCCGAUGAUGGACAAUCCAAUGCGCUUCGACUUCAACUUUCCCGGCCAGAGUGGCGCGGAUUUCCAGCACGCGCCGCUGGAGCAGAAGAAUCCCAUCUCGAUGUUCCCGCAGCAGCCGCCGCGGCCGACUGGGCCGCACAAUCUCUUCAACCUGUUCAACUUCUCGAGCAGUCCUGGCCUCAUUCCGCCGCCGUCGCUGUUCGGCAACCCGUUCGGGCUGCAGCAGCAGCCGGGCGGGCUGCACUUCCCGCCGGGCGGCAUUCGGGGCCCGAAUCCCUUCACGCUGAUGCCGCUGCCGCGCUUCCCGCCCAUCACCACGGCCAUCCCGGCCGGCGCGCCGUCGUCGCCGGCGCCACUGUCGCCACAAGUGGUGCCGGACAAGAGUCAGUGCAACGUGGCGCCGCUGGUGCCGGAGUCGCUGAAGCUGGAGCCGCUGAUCCUCAACAUGUCCGCGGGUGCGUCGUCGCCGGGCGUGGAGCCGAAGGUGGAGCCGGCGGCGGCGGCGGCGGAGGAGGAUGAGGAGGAGGCGAAGCGGCGCAAGCUGGAGAAGAAGGUGAAGAAGAAGAAAGAGAAGAAGGAGAAGACGCGCGACAAGGAGAAGAAGCGCGAGGAGAAGCGCGCGCUGAAGGACGCCAAGGCGAAGGAGAGGCGCGAGAAGAAGCGCGAACGCGAGCGCGAGGGCUUCAUGGAGCAGCAGCAGCAGCAGGAGGGCAUGACGGUGGGCAUCCCGAAGCUGACACUGAAGCUGGGACACUCGCCCAAGUCCAUGUCGCCGGACGGCGGUCGGAAACUCAUGAUAAAGCCCAUUAAGCGGGAAUCCGCGAUGUCGGGUGAGACUGAAGGCGGAGGAGGAGAAAUGCCUGAAUUGGCCAAGAUUUCGCCUCUGGUCACGCGACCGCCGAAGCCAAAGUCACCCACGUUUGGCCACGGAUUCUUCCAGCAUUCGCCCACGGGAUCCAGCCUGCCGCCGACUCCGGGCAUUUCUUCCAGCGCUAAAGGCUUCGGCGCAUCUCUGGCGUCUCCCACGGACGCCAUGAAGAGUCCCACGAGCUCACUGACGCCCAUGCCGGCGAGAGGACGUCCCAAGGGGAGUGGCAGCAAGCAACACGGCGCAGGACUGUCAGUAGCGCCAGCGACGCCCGGACUGAUCUCUGGUCUGAAUCUGCCGAUGGAAACGAGUCUCAUUCCAGAGAAGAUGAUCAAUAAUUCAAUGAGGGACGCCGACGGCAACCAGGUGUGGAUCUGCCCGGCGUGCGGACGCGUGGACGACGGCACGCCCAUGAUCGGCUGCGACGGCUGCGACGCGUGGUAUCACUGGGUGUGCGUGGGCAUCCAGGUGCCGCCGGACGCCACGGAGGACUGGUACUGCCGCGUGUGCAUCCUGAAGAAGCAGGAGAUCCAGGCGGGCGGCGGCAGCGGGUCGGAGAGGAAGAAGAAGCGCAAGCGGCGCGACAAGAAGCAGCAAGUCUAGCCGAUUUGCAUGCCAAUAAAUUGUAUCCUGUUCGA
Messenger RNA from Phlebotomus argentipes, 3000 nucleotides. It is a transcript of the gene Taf3, whose product is annotated as transcription initiation factor TFIID subunit 3. The record is from RefSeq and is a predicted model, not a curated record. Gene Ontology annotation, molecular function: protein heterodimerization activity. The coding region runs from base 122 to 2965 and encodes 947 amino acids. Gene Ontology annotation, cellular component: transcription factor TFIID complex. NCBI's taxonomy places the organism in Eukaryota, Metazoa, Arthropoda, Insecta, Diptera, Psychodidae. The transcript is spliced from 7 exons.